AUGGCUUUAUGGAAUAGAAUUAAUCAGUCGAAGAUCAAAUUUCUAUCGAUUCAGUUCAAGAGAUACUACGUUCAAAUCCCAUAUGAUUCUUCACUUAAUUACGCUGCUGCUAGCUCAAGAGCACGUGUUUUAGAGAACCCAGUUCGGGGUUUUGUUAAAAAACCCUUUGAUUUUUGCAACAAUGUCAGGUUUUUUGCUGCCCCAGUUCAGGCUAACGGGAAGAAGAAAGAGAAGGUUGGUGGACCGAAAUUAAAUGAGAAAAUUACUGCGCAGGUUGUUAGGCUUGUGACUGAUGAAGGGCAUAGUGUUGUCUCAUUGCGUGAAGCACUAGAACAAGCGAAAAGACUUGAUCUUGAUUUAGUUGAGGUUGAUAUCAAUGCCAAUCCACCUGUCUGUAAACUCAUGAACUUUAACAGAGAGAAGUACAAAAAAGAACAGAAGGAAAAAGGACGUGCUAAAAGCAAGUCAGGGGAGACGCUGCGCAAAGGAGAUUACAAGGAAGUUCGAUUUUCUGUAAAAACUGAACAAAAAGACUUAGAAAUGAAAGCUGAUGCGGUCAAAAAACUGAUGGAUCGUGGUUAUAGGGUGAAGUGUAUGGCAAUGGGUAAUACAAAAAGGCAAUCAAAGUCUAAAGGUCCUAGCAAUGAAGAUCCAGAAACAGAAGAGUUUGAGAGAGCGAAAGCAGAUAAGGAGAUGCUAGCGCUGUUGUCUCGCCUCACUACUCUGAUUGAAGAUGUGUCUAUCGUGGAUAGUGGACCAAAGGCGGGAAGAAAGAUGGCAUAUGUGAUAGUUAGGCAUGUCAAGUUUGGCACAGCAAAGAAAGGUGGUGCUAAAAUGGAAAAGUUAGCCGCUGCAGAGCCGACUGCCAAACAAUCUGCUCCUACCAAGAGCCCUGCAAUGUUUAAAAAAGAACCUGCAGAAUUUGACAUGGAAGCUGAAGAUGAUUCAAGACCAGCACAUGAUGCUGGGGAUGCAGGACUUCCUUCAUCCCUACCAGAAAAUAGGUAUAGAAAAAUUGAACCGAGGAAUCAGUUCCCACAAACAUCAAUGGGCACAGGUAAGCGGGACACAUUAAGGUCUGAAUCACAUUUUGUGAACCAAAGAAGGCAACCACAACCACAGAUGAAUGCCACUCAUUCAAUGGGAGAAAGGAAGCAGGUUAGGCCUGAUCCUGCUGCUUUGAGAAACUUGAAGCCUCCUCAUGAAACACGCAAGCAAGAUGCUUCUUGUCCUGAGACAACGAAACCUGCAUCUAGCUAUGGAAUAUUUAGCUCUGCAAAAGCAGGCCUUCCUGGGAAUCAAGGCUCCGUAGCAGAUUCAAAUAAGAACAGUCAAGGAAAUUCUAGCACGGGAGGGCAUGGAGCAAAUCCUAACCUCCCAAGUUCAAAAUCAGAUGGUGCCGUUGAUCAGGAUGGACAAAAGCGAUUUGGGAUAUUCAGUCGAGGCAUCCCAAAAUGA
Messenger RNA from Dovyalis caffra, 1458 nucleotides. The record is from the annotation of a GenBank genome assembly. NCBI's taxonomy places the organism in Eukaryota, Viridiplantae, Streptophyta, Magnoliopsida, Malpighiales, Salicaceae.